CGCUGAGGACUGGCGCUGAGGAGGCGGCGGUGGCUCCCGGGGCGUUUGAGCGGGCUCACCCGAGCCCGCGGGCCAACACGGAUCCCGGCCCAACAGGCGGGACCGCCCCGGACUCCCCGCGGGCCUUCCUAGCCGCCAUGGAGGACGGUGUCUAUGAACCCCCAGACCUGACUCCGGAGGAGCGUAUGGAGCUGGAGAACAUCCGGAGGCGGAAGCAGGAGCUGCUAGGGGAGAUUCAGCGCCUCCGGGAGGAGCUGAGCGAGGCCAUGAGCGAGGUCGAGGGGCUGGAGGCCAAUGAGGGCAGUAAGACCUUGCAGCGGAACCGGAAGAUGGCGAUGGGUAGGAAGAAGUUCAACAUGGACCCCAAGAAGGGCAUCCAGUUCUUGGUGGAGAAUGAACUACUACAGAACACGCCCGAGGAGAUCGCCCGCUUCCUGUACAAGGGGGAGGGGCUGAACAAGACGGCCAUUGGGGACUACCUGGGGGAGAGGGAAGAGCUGAACCUGGCGGUGCUCCACGCCUUCGUGGAUCUGCAUGAGUUCACCGACCUCAACCUGGUGCAGGCGCUCAGGCAAUUCCUGUGGAGCUUCCGCCUCCCUGGAGAGGCCCAGAAGAUCGACCGGAUGAUGGAGGCCUUCGCCCAGCGGUACUGCCUGUGCAACCCUGGGGUUUUCCAGUCCACAGACACGUGCUACGUGCUGUCCUUUGCCGUAAUCAUGCUGAACACUAGUCUCCACAACCCCAACGUGCGCGACAAGCCGGGCCUGGAGCGCUUCGUGGCCAUGAACCGGGGCAUCAACGAGGGCGGGGACCUGCCUGAGGAGCUGCUCAGGAACCUCUACGAUAGCAUCCGCAACGAGCCCUUCAAGAUCCCCGAAGACGACGGCAACGACCUGACCCACACCUUCUUCAACCCGGACCGCGAGGGCUGGCUCCUCAAGCUGGGAGGGGGCCGGGUGAAGACGUGGAAGCGGCGCUGGUUCAUCCUCACUGACAACUGUCUAUACUACUUUGAGUACACUACGGACAAGGAGCCCCGUGGAAUCAUCCCCCUGGAGAACCUGAGCAUCCGCGAGGUGGACGAUCCCCGGAAACCCAACUGCUUUGAACUUUAUAUCCCCAACAACAAGGGGCAGCUCAUUAAAGCCUGCAAAACUGAGGCCGACGGUCGGGUGGUCGAGGGCAACCACAUGGUGUACCGUAUCUCGGCCCCCACACAGGAGGAGAAGGACGAGUGGAUCAAGUCCAUCCAGGCGGCUGUGAGUGUGGACCCCUUCUACGAGAUGCUGGCGGCGCGGAAAAAGCGCAUUUCCGUCAAGAAGAAGCAGGAGCAGCCCUGA
Molecule: messenger RNA, 1340 nt
Organism: Orycteropus afer afer
Lineage: Eukaryota; Metazoa; Chordata; Mammalia; Tubulidentata; Orycteropodidae
Gene: CYTH2
Product: cytohesin 2
Biological process (GO): regulation of ARF protein signal transduction
Molecular function (GO): guanyl-nucleotide exchange factor activity
Source: RefSeq, a predicted model, not a curated record